AGUAGACACUGUUGGUUCCUAGUUGUCUCAUUGCUACCGGCAUAAUCAGUAUUACUUGAACCUCACCUCAGAACAGUACGAGUUUUGCCAUUCGAACUGUGGAAAGCAACGAGAAUACUAAUAACUCCUUUUUAAGUUCAAAGUCCAUUACGCUGUCGAAUCGUUCAAUUCGCGGUCGACCAACGCAUUCUAAUUUUAGAAAUAUGGCACUUCGAUCACUCGCGAAGACUAGGUUUCUGCAUCACUUGCGAGGGUACACUGCAUCCGCUAUCAAAUCUGAACCGUUAUCUGCGGCACUGAUAACGCCUUCACCAGGUCAUUGCCAGCAGCAACACUUUCGCACUAUUCACCAAGGAAAGCAUUUGCGAAAGGCGGUCAGUGUCAGUGUCAGUGAGCCUAUCGGGAACUCUUCCAGAACGAUUAGGUCGGUCGCUUAUCUUGAUCAGAAAGGUGAUAAGUUGUUGGUGGUGGAGUUGGUCAAUGGUCAACGGUACGAGUUCCCGCUGGUUUGGCUACGCGAUAACUGCCAAUGUUCGGAGUGCUUUCAUCCGGGAUCGCACAGUCGAAUCCUGAACUGGGAGUUGUUCGACGUGGAUGGUGUGGAGUUGAAGAGGUGUUCAGUGAGUGAUGAUGGAGGACGAGUGCAGUUAUUAUGGAGCGAUGGGCAUAGGUCAGAGUUCACCAGUGAUUGGUUGCUCGACAGGAACUUCACUGGAGAGAACACCAAGGAAUAUUUGGACGAGUGGUACAGACCUCCGCCUCAAUUGUGGCGAAAGGAGGAAUUCAGUGGAAUUAUGAAGAAUUUCGAGUUCAAAGAUGUUAUCAAUAGUGAUGAUGCGUUGCGCGGGUGGAUCGAAGCGUUGAUACGGUAUGGUACCGUGAUGAUCAAGAAUGCACCGUUGACGGAGCAGGAGUGCCGGCGAUUGGCAGAACGCGUUGGAUUUAUACGCAAGACGCAUUACGGCGAAGAAUUCAUCGUCAAAGCCAAGGAGGGCACCAGCAACGUUGCGUACCUGUCCACUCCGCUUCAGAUGCACACCGAUCUGCCCUACUACGACUACAAACCGGGCUGCAACCUGCUGCACUGUCUUGUUCAAUCCCGUUCUCAGGGAGGUCAAAAUCUACUUGCGGAUGCUUUCUACGUGGCUGAUCUGAUGCGUCGAGAGUACCCGAAGGACUUCCGGUUGUUGAGUGAAACGUUGGUCAAUUGGACGGACAUCGGCGAGGACGAAGGCGGACAAUUCCAUAGCAUUUAUAGGGCGCCGGUCAUUUGCGUUGGUCGAGACGGGAAUCUCGAGCGAAUCAAUCACAGCGUUCCGCAGCGGGAUAGCUUCUUCAACGUGCCGCUGGAUCGGGUUCAGCCUUGGUACCGCGCAAUGGCCCGAUUUGUCAAGUUGAUUCAUCAGGAGGCUGUGGAGUUCAAGACGAUGCCUGGGGAUAUCCUGACAUUCAGUAACGUUCGGAUGGUCCAUGGACGUACGGGGUAUACCGACACGGAGGUCAAUACCCGCCACAUCGUGGGGGCGUACCUUGAUUGGGACGAGAUCUACUCGAAGCUGCGGGUCUUGAAAGGGCUUGACGCUGCGAGGAAGAAGGAUAUGUGAGAUUGAACUGAGCACAUGUAGGAUUUAAAUUUUCAAGCGAAUUUUUAUUCCUUUACUUUCGACACUGAGAACGUCGUACACUUAUGUUAGGUAAUAACCGUGGAAGAAUCUAGUUGCUUCGUAAAUUGAUUAUUUGCACACAUAGCAGACCGGAAGGGGACAGAACAUUCUACAUAUUAAACAGUUCUGGUUACGAGAUUUAACUUUAAAGUAGAUCCUAAUUAAGUCUAAAACGGAAAUGAUACACUGUAAUAAAAUUCACCGUAAAAUCACAAUACUUUUUUGAAAGCCCAACGUUUCUCUCUCUCUCUCUCUGUCUCUGUUGGGCCUGAACGCGAAAAUUUGAAAAAAUUCCUACUGUUCAAAAACUAUACACAGUUGUCUAAGCGCUAAACGAUGAGGAAACUAAAAGUCAAUCAACAGUGUAACUCUAGAAGGAGGAUUGCGGGUAUAAUCGAUUAUUGCAGUUUGCCAUGCGAGCGAGACGGAGGAAAGAAAAGUUUCCCACCUUUCCCACCUAGCGCGAAUAAAGUAUGUUCGAUGCGUUCGCUAGCAUUUUAAAUUGGAUUAUUUUAAGUAAAUCGUUUAAGCACCUAGGUUUGUCUGUACUAACAAUUAUUUGUUAAAAUAGGACUAAUCGACGGAUUGAUUUACGAUUUGAAUUGAUUUCUAAACAUACAUGUGAAGUUAUCGGGAUAGUAAUUAUUGAAAAUGGUUGGAGUUUUGAAAGGACAGAAUUGGUUAUAUGAGAUAACAAAUCACAAAAACUAUUCUACACACCCUUCAACCAAAUUUCCAACAUUUGGUUUCUGGUGAAAUAUGUUUUAAAUACACGAAUUAGGGAGGAUUAAUAAAACAUAAGGCACUGCACACAAAAACAAAACCAAAACUUAUAAAGAAAGAAAUAAUGAAAAGUCGGAAGUGGGAGAAAAUCAAAGGAAAGCGGUGCAAAAUAGAAACGGAAUGCACUAAAAACGUACACGAGAAACAAACUGAUAAAUGUGGUGCACUAAAAAACUCUUUGAAUUUCAACAUCAUACAUUGAAAUGCAAGAACUUUCCGCCUUAUCAUACAGUUAUUACUAGUUCUUUGAAAAACGGGGUUAAAUGUGUUGUUAAACAAAAGUUAAUUGCAAAUUUGUAACGUUUCUUAGAGCAGUCUGCAGGAUCGCCACUGAAACGAACCUUUCGAGUUGCUGCUCACUAUAAACUACAGAUAAUUCCGCACCUGCUAGAUUCUUUUUGGCCUAAACGAUUGAUUGUGGUGAUCUUUGAUUUUUAUUUCCAAACGGUUCACGAAAGACACUUACUUCGACAAAAAAA
Messenger RNA from Aedes aegypti (yellow fever mosquito), 2926 nucleotides. RefSeq names its product gamma-butyrobetaine dioxygenase. The transcript is spliced from 3 exons. Gene Ontology annotation, molecular function: oxidoreductase activity. Gene Ontology annotation, cellular component: mitochondrion. Gene Ontology annotation, biological process: carnitine biosynthetic process. NCBI's taxonomy places the organism in Eukaryota, Metazoa, Arthropoda, Insecta, Diptera, Culicidae. The record is from RefSeq and is a predicted model, not a curated record. Bases 204 to 1604 code for a protein of 466 amino acids.